CGCUUAGAUAAAACAUCUAAGUAUUGAAGUAGGGCACCGAAUAAGGAUUUUCUGGUUUUGUUGUUGGUGGGUUUCAGCGUUCCGCUUCAACUUCAAAUUCUCAGUGAAACCAAUUCAGUUCAGUCCAAAUCCCAAAUCCGAAGUGAGAUUUGCGAUGGAGAGGCUUCAGCGAAUGUUCGCAGGUGCAGGUGGAGCUCUAGGGCACCCUCCCCCAGAUUCCCCAACUCUCGAUUCCUCCGAGCAGGUCUACAUCUCCUCACUCGCUCUCCUCAAGAUGCUGAAGCACGGAAGGGCUGGGGUUCCCAUGGAAGUGAUGGGUUUGAUGCUUGGAGAAUUCGUGGACGAGUACACCGUUCGUGUGGUUGAUGUCUUCGCAAUGCCGCAGAGUGGUACUGGUGUUAGUGUUGAAGCUGUUGAUCAUGUUUUUCAGACUAAUAUGCUUGACAUGCUCAAACAAACCGGAAGACCAGAGAUGGUUGUUGGCUGGUACCAUUCGCAUCCUGGAUUUGGCUGUUGGCUCUCUGGUGUUGACAUCAAUACACAGCAGAGUUUUGAGGCUUUGAAUCAGCGUGCAGUGGCUGUGGUUGUAGAUCCAAUACAAAGUGUUAAAGGCAAAGUGGUGAUUGAUGCUUUUCGAUUGAUCAAUCCACAGACAAUGAUGCUUGGUCAAGAACCAAGGCAGACAACAUCCAAUUUGGGACAUCUGAAUAAGCCAUCCAUUCAAGCAUUGAUCCAUGGGUUGAACCGGCAUUACUAUUCCAUAGCCAUUAAUUACAGGAAGAAUGAACUCGAGGAGAAGAUGUUGCUUAAUCUUCACAAGAAGAAAUGGACUGAUGGUUUGACACUUCGGCAUUUUGAUACACAUUCUAAAACUAAUGAACAGACUGUACAGGAAAUGUUGAACUUAGCUAUCAAAUAUAACAAGGCUGUUCAAGAGGAGGAUGAGCUGCCUCCAGAAAAGCUUGUAAUAGCAAAUGUGGGAAGACAAGAUGCAAAGAAGCACCUCGAAGAGCAUGUGUCAAAUUUGAUGUCUUCCAACAUUGUUCAAACUCUCGGAAUGAUGCUUGACACUGUUGUCUUCUAGAGUCAUUAUUUUGGACCUGCUGGUUUCUUUGGCUGUGCCAUGCUGUGUUAGUUUCUUGAAAGGUGCCCAUAUGAGAUCAAUGUAGAGUGGAAAUUGAGCCAAGGCAAAAGGUGUCACUGGCAGACAUGUCACGGCAUAUACACAGGAAAUGCAACAGAUUUGAGUUUGUCCUUUAGCACAAAGAAAUGGCCAGCACAGAAACAAACCAUCGUGGAGAUAAUGGACAUGAACAACGAUGUCAACCCAAGGAUCAGCUUCCUGGGAAGACUGCUAUCGAAAUCAUGCUCUUGAUACCGAGAUGUGAGUAUUGAGAGGAACAGCACCAGUGAGGUGACAGAACAGCAACGAGCAAUGAGAGAUGCAAUGGCAAAGGCUUUGAAUUCUGGCCUGUCUUCAAGGGUUGGGGCACCUGUGUCAUCUUUGAAGUUGCCGGGGAUGGUGGUGGAUGUGGAAAAGGCUACAGUGGCUAUCAGUGCUGCUACCAAGGAGCAGGAUCCAGCAGUUUUUUUCAGCCAUUCUCCACCACUCCUAACGAGGUCCUUGUGAGUUUCGCUGAGGAUAUCUCUAGGUGUCUUGUUUUCAUUGUUGUAUCAACGAAAGAAAUGAAGUGACAUCGAUUCCUUAACAAACUGCAUCACAUAACCAGCAGGGCAGCAACUGGUCUCAAUGACCGAAAUUUGUAAUUAAUUUUACAGGGAUAAUAAUUGGAUUCAAAUAGAAGCUAUAGUUGGUGUUAAUAAUUGGUUUAGAACUUA
Molecule: messenger RNA, 1839 nt
Organism: Glycine soja
Lineage: Eukaryota; Viridiplantae; Streptophyta; Magnoliopsida; Fabales; Fabaceae
Product: 26S proteasome non-ATPase regulatory subunit 14 homolog
Exons: 7
Coding region: 155-1084 (309 amino acids)
Biological process (GO): proteasome-mediated ubiquitin-dependent protein catabolic process; protein deubiquitination
Cellular component (GO): proteasome regulatory particle, lid subcomplex
Molecular function (GO): protein binding; proteasome binding; metallopeptidase activity
Source: RefSeq, a predicted model, not a curated record